UGCUGUAUCCCAUGAUUAGUGUUCUCCUCUCACAAUAAAUUCUUGGAGUACUGGAGUUGGUUAAUUGGGUUUUGUUGGGUUUUUGUGUCUUAGGGUCAACAUACUAAGAUUGAAUAUUUUUGCUUUUUCCUCUUCAUUUGUUGCUGUUCUCUAGUCUCCUCUUAUACUUAAAGUUGAGUUACAAGCUUAAAGCACUGGCUAAUGAGCCUGAACAUCUUCCUGAUGUAAUUUUGUUUGGUAUCAUCUUUUUCUUAAUUCAUUCCUGCUUUUGUUCCUUGGGCCUUGUAUCACAAGGAAGAGAGAGAGACUUUGUCAAUAUGUUAGCAAUAAAAUUACUGAGGCAUAUGGCAAAACAAGUGACAACACUUGUGGCUGUCAUGUCCUGUGACUGCAAUGAUUUGAGGGAGAAGAAAAUAUGAAGAAUCUUCGGUAGACCAAUGUGUUUUAUGCUCAUGAAAGCAUAAAUGUUUUCAUUUUUAACAGCAUUUGGGCCUGCAAUUUCCAUGCAGAUCCUGAUAUUGAUAUCUGUGAUUUUGUUGGGGGCUACAGGCUUGAUACAGAAACUCUGCUUUGGACAAGGGGAAAAAGAGGAUGAACAGAUAGUUGCAGAAAUCAUGAGGAGGCGGUUUUUUCCUGCUCUUAUAACUCAUGAGACCUGGGAAGGCUUUCACUUUGCUGGCCAAGAGAUAAGAAUUACAGAAGCCACUGAUUGUUAUGGGGCAGUCGUCUGGCCAUCGGCUCUUGUUCUGUGUUAUUUUUUGGAAACUAAUUCUAAACAAUACAAUUUGGUUGACAAAAAUGUGAUUGAAAUUGGAGCUGGAACUGGGUUGGUCUCCAUAGUAGCCAGCUUACUGGGUGCCCUUGUGACUGCCACAGAUUUGCCAGAAUUACUGGGAAACCUUCAGCACAAUGUUCUCCGUAAUACAAAGCUGAAAAGCAAGCACCAGCCUUGUGUUAAGGAAUUGUCUUGGGGAAUUGAUCUGGAAAAGAACUUUCCUAGGUCUUCCUGUCAUUUUGACUACAUUAUGGCUGCUGAUGUAGUUUACCACCAUCCGUUCCUGGAUGAACUCCUCCUAACUUUUGAUCAUUUGUGCAAGAAUGAUACUAUUAUUCUGUGGGCUAUGAAAUUUAGGUUGGAGAAAGAGAACAAAUUUGUGGACAGAUUUCAGACCCUGUUUGACUUAGAGAUGAUUUCUAAUUUCCCCAGUUUGAACAUAGCCUUGUAUAAAGCAAUGAGGAAAGACAGCAUGAAAGCCAGCCUUCCAAACUGAUGGUCUGAAAGUGACAGUUUCAGCUGUUCUGUAGCUUGUUCUCUUUUUAAUAAUUUCCAUGUUAGUAGCUGCUAACAUCUAUGUGAAUCACAGUUUUAGAGGUAGCUAAAACAAAGCAUCUGAUUCCUAGUACCUCCCUAAUAAAUUGCUAAAUUCAAUUUACUGAUAGUUUUAUACACAGAAGAGAUGUACUUUUGACAUUUUCAUGACUUUUAUGUGCUAAGAUGACAACUCUAAUAAGUUUCACUGGUCUUACCACUAUUGUUAUGGGUCAUGUAAUGAAUAUUUCCAAAAUAUUUCAGUUACAGCUUUGAGUGGUGUCUUAUAUGAUCAACCAAUCAUUUAAAACUCAAGACUGUCAUGAAUCUUUGCAUUUAAAAGUUGAGGUGUUAAAUAUGAUCUUUUCCCAUUCUCACGAUCAUGUUAAUCCUUCCUUAGAACACCCUUAAUAGGAUGUCAAAUUAACUGAAAAAAACCUUACUACUAUAUUGUCAUAAUACAGGGAUAGAAUAUAUUAGUUACCCUUUGAUUUAAUAAUUAUGCUUUCAUUUUUU
Corapipo altera (White-ruffed manakin) is the source of this 1825-nucleotide messenger RNA. Its product is annotated as protein-lysine methyltransferase METTL21E-like. The transcript is spliced from 4 exons. Gene Ontology annotation, cellular component: cytoplasm; cytosol. The record is from RefSeq and is a predicted model, not a curated record. Bases 465 to 1271 code for a protein of 268 amino acids. Gene Ontology annotation, molecular function: protein-lysine N-methyltransferase activity. Gene Ontology annotation, biological process: peptidyl-lysine methylation. Lineage: Eukaryota; Metazoa; Chordata; Aves; Passeriformes; Pipridae.